AUGACCAGCCUGAAGGAAAUCUGUCGUGGUCUUCCUCUAUACCCUUUGCCUGAAAACAGAGGUCGGAGGAAAGGAAUACCCCAUGCACCAGUGAGAACCCCUAAUCUCACUGCUCAGGAGAAAAAGCUGGCUUUGUGCAAUGCUUUGCGUUAUUUCCCACCUGAAAUACAAAAGAAGCUGGCGCUGGAAUUUGCUGAAGAACUCAGGCUCUAUGGCCAUAUCUAUAUGUACAGAUUCUUUCCAGAUAUUGAGAUGAGAGCAUACCCCAUAGGAGACUACCCUUGCAAGACCAAAUCAGCUGCUGCCAUUAUGUUGAUGAUCAUGAAUAAUCUGGAUCCCUCAGUGGCUCAGUUUCCUCAGGAGCUUGUCACUUACGGAGGAAACGGGCAGGUCUUCAGCAACUGGGCGCAGUUCUGGUUGGUAAUGCACUAUUUGUCAGAGAUGACUGAAGAGCAAACACUAGUAAUGUACAGUGGACACCCUCUGGGACUCUUUCCCAGCCAUCAGUAUGCUCCUCGAUUAAUCAUUACUAAUGGCAUGGUUAUUCCCAACUAUUCCACCAGAGAUGAAUAUGAGAAGAUGUUUGCUUUGGGAGUAACAAUGUAUGGUCAGAUGACUGCAGGGAGCUACUGCUACAUUGGGCCUCAGGGAAUAGUCCAUGGGACUGUGCUCACAGUGCUCAAUGCAGGCCGUCGCUACUUGAAGGCAGAAGACCUGUCCGGAAAGGUGUUUGUUACUUCUGGUCUCGGAGGAAUGAGUGGGGCUCAAGCAAAGGCUGCAGUCAUUGCUGGGUGUGUGGGGAUCAUUGCAGAGGUUGAUGAAGCAGCACUUUUGAAACGUCACAAGCAGGGAUGGCUGAUGGAAAUCUCUAACAACCUGGACCAUUGCAUUGCUCGCCUUAGAGAUGCAAGAAAGAAUAAAAUUGCCCUUAGUUUGGGUUACCAUGGGAAUGUGGUAGAUCUAUGGGAGAGGCUAGUAUAUGAGCUGGACACAACAGGAGAGUUGCUAGUUGACCUGGGGUCUGACCAAACUUCGUGUCAUAACCCGUUCAGCGGGGGAUACUAUCCGGUACAGCUUGGCUUUGAGGAAGCAAAGCAGCUCCUUUCCACCAAUCCGGGGAAGUUCCGGACCCUGGUACAAGAGAGUCUGAAGAGACAUGUGGCUGCUAUUAACAGACUAGCUGAUAAGGGCAUGUUUUUUUGGGAUUACGGCAAUGCUUUUCUCUUGGAAGCUCAAAGGGCUGGUGCUGAUGUUGAGAAAAGAGGAGCCAAUAAAACAGAAUUUCGAUAUCCUUCCUACGUUCAGCACAUCAUGGGGGACAUUUUUUCCCUGGGAUUUGGGCCAUUCCGCUGGGUUUGUACCUCAGGUGACCCACAGGAUCUUGCUACCACUGACUCAAUUGCCAUGUCUGUGCUGGAAGACUCUAUACGUCAGGGAGCGAGCACAUCUGUGAAGCAGCAGUACCAUGACAACAUCCGCUGGAUUCGGGAAGCUGGCAGGCACAGCUUGGUUGUUGGCUCUCAAGCUAGAAUCUUAUAUUCUGAUCAGAGGGGUCGUGUGUCUAUAGCUGUGGCUAUUAAUCGAGCGAUUUCCGAAGGAAGGAUUAAGGCUCCGGUAGUCCUCAGCCGAGAUCACCACGAUGUGAGUGGGACCGACAGUCCUUACAGAGAAACGUCAAACAUUUAUGAUGGAUCAGCCUUUUGUGCAGACAUGGCGGUACAAAAUUUUGUAGGAGAUGCAUUCAGAGGAGCGACCUGGGUUGCACUGCACAAUGGUGGUGGAGUUGGCUGGGGUGAAGUGAUCAAUGGAGGAUUUGGCCUGGUUUUGGAUGGGUCCACAGAGGCUGAAGAACGGGCCAAGAUGAUGCUCAGCUGGGAUGUUUCCAAUGGAGUUGCCAGACGCUGCUGGUCGGGUAAUGACUAUGCUUAUGAAACGAUCUGUCAAGCAAUGAAAGAGAAUGCCACAUUGAAGGUGACUCUCCCUCACAAGGUGGUGGAUGAGAACAUCUUGGAGCAAGCCCUGAAACGUUAG
This is a messenger RNA of Aptenodytes forsteri (emperor penguin), 2031 nucleotides long. RefSeq names its product urocanate hydratase 1 (gene UROC1). Gene Ontology annotation, biological process: L-histidine catabolic process. The transcript is spliced from 20 exons. The record is from RefSeq and is a predicted model, not a curated record. Lineage: Eukaryota; Metazoa; Chordata; Aves; Sphenisciformes; Spheniscidae. Gene Ontology annotation, molecular function: urocanate hydratase activity. Bases 1 to 2031 code for a protein of 676 amino acids.